AUGUCACAAUCCCUUCGCCCGUAUCUGCAGGCAGUCAGAUCUUCGCUGACCGCCGCCCUUGCUGUCUCGAACUUCGCAUCCCAGGCAUCCGAAAGACUUAACGUGCCAGCUGUUGAGUCCGCAGACUCGCCGGAACUACUGUUGAAUCCUCUAACAGUCGCGCGAAACGAAAACGAGAGAGUCCUUAUUGAACCCAGUGUCAACAGCGUGCGAGUGAGCAUUCGCGUAAAGCAGGCGGAUGAGAUCGAAAGUAUUCUUGUCCAUAAGUUUACGAGAUUCUUAACGCAACGAGCCGAGUCCUUCUUCAUCUUGCGCCGAAAGCCUGUCAAGGGAUAUGAUAUUUCUUUUCUAAUCACGAACUUUCAUACUGAGGCUAUGCUCAAGCAUAAGCUGGUGGAUUUCGUGCUAUCUUUUAUGGAAGAAGUGGACAAGGAAAUUUCGGAGAUGAAGCUUUUCUUGAAUUCUCGAGCUCGUUUUGUUGCAGAAUCCUUUCUCACUCCUGUAAGAACUUGA
Talaromyces proteolyticus is the source of this 513-nucleotide messenger RNA. RefSeq names its product putative ARP2/3 complex 20 kDa subunit (p20-ARC). NCBI's taxonomy places the organism in Eukaryota, Fungi, Ascomycota, Eurotiomycetes, Eurotiales, Trichocomaceae. The transcript has 5 exons. The record is from RefSeq and is a predicted model, not a curated record. Gene Ontology annotation, molecular function: actin filament binding. Gene Ontology annotation, biological process: actin filament polymerization; Arp2/3 complex-mediated actin nucleation. Gene Ontology annotation, cellular component: actin cytoskeleton; Arp2/3 protein complex. The coding region runs from base 1 to 513 and encodes 170 amino acids.